AAGGUUGCAUUUAAUGUAAGCUAAAAUUCAAUUAAUGCGAAGCUAGCACAUGUGCAGUUGCUGCUGGAGUUUUAGAUGCUAAUUGUUGUGUGUGCAAAAUGAAGAAAAGGAAGGUUCCAUUCAAGGAAAGCUCAAAAAAGAAAAGGCUCAUUUUGAAGAAUUACAGCAGAAUAAGCAGUUUCAGGACUUCUAUCUACUGCUUGGCAUCAACCUUUUCAUGAAAACAAGAGGAAGUUACCACAGGUGCUUAAAAACAACAAGCAAACCACUGUUGUAUUUAAAUACCACCCAGCCAAAUAUAGAGCAAAUGUUCUUUGGCUAGCCCUUGCAACUGUAGGCUGAAAAAUCUUUGCUGGGUCUCUGAUAGAAAAUGAAGAUUGCUCAGUUGGUAACUGACUCAGCCAUGACCAAAAAUUGGAGCACAGACUUGGACUCAUCCUCUGAAGACUAUUAUGGUUCAGGAUUUAUCAGUCAUGACAUCUGCCUUAUGGAAAAGCUGCCAUUUGCCUCUAUCUUUAUCUCUGUCAUCUACUUCAUGAUCUUCUUCAUUGGCUUCUUCGGGAACCUGUUUGUGGUCCUGGUGAUGGUGCAAAAACAAGGCAACCAGAGGCUUGUGGACAACUUCAUCCUCAACCUGGCCAUUGCUGACCUUGUCUUUGUAUGUACUUUGCCUUUUUGGGCUUUGUCAGAAGCAUUUGAUUCCUGGUGGUUUGGGGAAACGCUGUGCAAAUUUAGCAGCUAUGCCAUUUCUGUGAACCGUUGCUCAAGCAUCUUGUUCCUGAUGGGCAUGAGUGUGGAACGCUUCCUUGUGAUGAAUAAACACUGGGAUUCCAGGUUCCUUGGGACCAAGAGAAAUACCAGCAUGAUCUGCAGUUGCAUCUGGGUGUUUUCCCUUCUGUUAGGAAUACCAUCUUUGGUCUACAGAAAGUUGAUCCUUGUGGGAGACAAGUUUUCAUGCCAGGAUGAGAUUUCUGCCAUCUAUACUUUCACUGUACUUUUUUUGACUUUCCUGCUACCCUUGGGAGUAAUCUUGUUCUGCUACUGCUCUAUCUUCUGCAUGCUCCAGGGUCAUGUCAGCUUAGGCAAGAGAAGAAACCAUGUCCUUAAAAUCAUCUUUGUCAUCAUUGGGGCAUUCAUCUCCUGUUGGUUGCCCUUCAAUACCUUUAUCAUCACCUACAGUAUGGUAAAGGACAUCAACCUUUCUUGUGAGGCAUUGAAAGCUCUUAGAAGGGGACUUACUAUCAGUGCUUGCCUGGCUUUCACAAACAGCUGCAUCAAUCCCAUCAUCUAUGUCUUUAUGGAUCAGCAAUUCCGGCAGAAGGUACUGAAGAAGUUCCUAGGUCUUUGUCGCCCAAGGGAAACUGUGCAAAACCCAGCCCUGUCCUUUUCAUCUACAGAGUCAAGUCUUCUGUUUGCCAGCAGAAAGAAGUUCAUACCAAACAAAACUGUUCCAGUUAGCAGUGGGGCAGGUUUAUGUGCCUCUAAAAGAGAGAUAGCUGCUAUUGUUGAGAACAUACAGCAGAAUUGUUGAGCCAUUGAGUUAUGGAAGAGAGAGAAAGGAGGUCGCUUAGAGGCUUAGGUUUUUUACCUAAGGAAAAUGGGUGUUUUUAAAAUUUCUGAUGAGUGUUUUUUUUUUUAACUUUCUGAUUUCUACUAUAAUAUCAAAGGAAUGUUUUUAGGAUGCAUUACCUGUAACCAGUACAUUUAUAAAACAAAUUCUGUUUAUAUAAAUUGUCCAUUGAUCUGUGGGAUAAAAAUGCAGAUUUUACACUUGCACAGAUCUAUAAGAACUUCUACUGCUAAGAGAUAUUUCAUAUAUGAAUAGGAGUGACUUAUAAUAGUAAUUAUAUACAUUGCUUAAAAGUAGAUGACUUGGUUGUAUAGCUAGUUAUAAGCCUACCUGCCUGCCUUAGCUUUUCAUUUAGACUUUUUGUAGCUUUUGCUAUUUGAUUAUUAAUUACUUAUUCAAAAUGUGUUUACAUAAAAAGAAAUGAUAGGUGAGCAUGUAUUAUGAUAGCAAGUAUUCUUUAAGACAAGAAGCCAAGCAAACAAAGCUACCACACCCAUAAUAAAACCAAACCUUGUACAUUCAGUCAAGCAUAAAUAUAUAACUAAAACUGAUAUCUUCCUGUUUGAAGCUGUUGAAAAUGUAUAUUUCAGAAAAAAUUGGUUCCUACAUCUAAAUUACUGUAUGUUUUCUUGAUUUUGAU
Candoia aspera is the source of this 2210-nucleotide messenger RNA. It is a transcript of the gene GPR25, whose product is annotated as G protein-coupled receptor 25. NCBI's taxonomy places the organism in Eukaryota, Metazoa, Chordata, Lepidosauria, Squamata, Candoiidae. Gene Ontology annotation, biological process: G protein-coupled receptor signaling pathway; positive regulation of cytosolic calcium ion concentration; calcium-mediated signaling. Gene Ontology annotation, cellular component: membrane; external side of plasma membrane. The record is from RefSeq and is a predicted model, not a curated record. Gene Ontology annotation, molecular function: C-C chemokine receptor activity; C-C chemokine binding. The coding region runs from base 371 to 1531 and encodes 386 amino acids. The transcript is spliced from 2 exons.